AUGUCCGCCGCAAUACCUUCAGUCGCCUGCCUCGGCGUCAUCGGGCGCAACAACAACCCCCUACACAUCUCCAUCUUCCCGUCCUACGACCCCCUAGCAAACGCCUUCACCCCGAUCCGGAACCCGCUCCAGUUCUCCCUCCUCCUCUCCUCCACCAUCGACGUCUUCGACCUGCGAUCCAAGAACAGCACCGCGUCGGGCGACUAUGGCCUGCUGCACGCCAUCGACGACCGCCUCGCGGCCUACGGCUUCGAGACCAACACGGGCGUGCGCAUGGUCUGCAUCGUGGACAUGCGCGGGCGGCGCGUCGAGGCGGGCGGCAGCGGCGCCGUUGGCGUGGGCGCGGGACUGCGCGAUGCGGAGCUCAAGCCUGUCUUCAGGGCGAUGCAGAGCGCGUACGUGAGGCUCCUCCAGAAUCCCUUCUACGACCCUGACGAGCAUGCGCCGCUGGGGGGCAAGGGCGGCAAGAGGAUCACGAGCAAGAAGUUUGGGGAUGCCAUGAAGAGAAUAGGGGAGGCGUGGACGCCUGGCGUUACGACUUUGUGA
Messenger RNA from Trichoderma reesei QM6a, 546 nucleotides. RefSeq lists its product as uncharacterized. Gene Ontology annotation, cellular component: nucleus; cytoplasm; TRAPP complex. The transcript is spliced from 3 exons. The record is from RefSeq and is a predicted model, not a curated record. The coding region runs from base 1 to 546 and encodes 181 amino acids. Gene Ontology annotation, biological process: endoplasmic reticulum to Golgi vesicle-mediated transport. Lineage: Eukaryota; Fungi; Ascomycota; Sordariomycetes; Hypocreales; Hypocreaceae.